This is a messenger RNA of Camellia sinensis, 1386 nucleotides long. The record is from RefSeq and is a predicted model, not a curated record. Lineage: Eukaryota; Viridiplantae; Streptophyta; Magnoliopsida; Ericales; Theaceae.
AUGGCUCAAAUAGUAGUAUCACCCCUUCUACAGCUGAUCUUCGAAAAACUUGCUUCACAGGUUUUGAUGAAGCUUCAGUUCAACAGCCACUAUCGGAAAAAGCUCGAGAAGCUGAAAGCUACCCUGCCUGUGAUUCAAGCAGUCAUCGAAGAUGCAGAAGAACAACAGCUCAAGGAUAAGAAGGUUAAGGUCUGGCUGAGAAAGCUUCACGAUGUGGUUUACGACAUUGAUGACCUUCUGGACGAGGUCACCAUCCAGUUUCUCCAAAGAAAAAUGAAGAAAAAGAAGGUACCGAUGGUUUGCUUAGCUCUUGAGCCUGUUUCAAACUACUAUGUUAUGCCUCGUAAGCUGACAACGAUUCAAGAGAGGUUGGAUGAUAUAGCAAGAGAGAUGUCUAACUUCCAGUUCAGGGAGAGAAUGGUGUAUGAGCGGCCUCAUAUGAUAGAACGACGACAAACAGGACCUCAUAUAGAUGAAUUAGAGCGAUACCUUCUCGUGUUGGAUGAUGUAUGGACCGAUGAUCAAGACGAAUGGGAGAAACUGAGAUAUCCAUUGAGAAAUGGUGCAGAUGGAAGCAAAAUUAUAAUCACCACUCGCAGCAAAAGAGUUUCAUCACAACAAGCUUUUGAGUCAAGAGAGGAGCGAGGAUAUCCAAACUUGCUGCUGAUAGGGAAACAUAUUGUCAAGAAAUGUGGAGGGGUGCCUUUAGCUGCCAAGAUUCUUGGAAGUUUGAUGCGCUUCAAAAGAGAGGAAAGUGAGUGGCUACAUGUGCAAAAGAGCAAACUAUGGAAUCUGGAUGAAGGAGAGAAUAGAACUUUUUCGGUUUUAAGGUUGAGUUAUGACCAUUUGCCAUCACAUCUGAAACGAUGCUUUGCAUACUGCUCAGCAUUGCCCACGAAUUUUGAGAUCAACAAGAAAAAGUUGAUACGCCUGUGGAUUGCGGAAGGCUUGAUUCAGUUGUCUGGUGAUACUUAUUCUACCGAGAAGACGGAGGACACUGGCAAUGAAUAUUUCAAUGAUUUGCUGUUGAUGUCUUUCUUCAAAGCUGUAAAUAAAUAUGAUAACAGCAAUUCACCAGAGUUUACAAUGCAUGAUCUCAUUCAAGACCUUGCAAACUUUGUCGCAGGUAAUGAGUUCCUGAUGCUAGAUCAGGAUGAUGCUUCUAUCAUGCCUGCAAAAGUUCAUCACUCAUCAGACCCAAGUAGUAAUCUUGCCCGAACUCACCAUGCAUCAAUAUUCUGCAAUUUUUGGUCUUACAGGGUUCCUGAAGCUUUGUACGCAGCAAAGCAAUUAAUAACUCUUAGAUUUUUCUCUCCAACAAAUGACUCUGACAAAGCCCUACCGAUCAUAACUGCAGUCUUUAAACGCCUCGGAGUGCUAGAUUAA